UCGCGGCGGCCUGCCGGCGGCGCGAUCUCGGCUCCCUCGCUCGCUCUCUGCUCUCAGGGGAAGCCAAGCCGGGAAGCCCCGGCAACCCGCCCUCCAAGAUGAAGAAGCUCCAGGGAGCUCACCAGCGCAAGCCCAUUACCCCAGACCUGCUGAUGACCCCCAGUGACCAGGGUGAUGUAGACCUGGACAUGGAUUUCGCCGCCGACCGGGGGAACUGGACAGGCAAGCUGGAUUUCCUGCUGUCCUGCAUUGGCUACUGUGUGGGCCUGGGCAAUGUCUGGCGUUUCCCCUACCGGGCCUACACGAACGGAGGAGGCGCCUUCCUCGUGCCCUACUUCCUCAUGCUGGCCAUCUGUGGCAUCCCCCUCUUCUUCCUCGAGCUCUCUCUGGGCCAGUUCUCCAGCCUGGGACCCCUGGCCGUCUGGAAAAUCAGCCCCCUCUUCAAAGGUGCCGGCGCGGCCAUGUUGCUCAUCGUAGGCCUGGUGGCCAUCUACUACAACAUGAUCAUCGCCUACGUCCUCUUCUACCUCUUCGCCUCCCUCACCAGCAACCUGCCCUGGGAGCACUGUGGCAACUGGUGGAACACGGACCUCUGCCUUGAGCACAGAGGCUCCAAGGAUGGCAAUGGGGCCCUGCCCCUCAACCUCACCAGCACCGUCAGCCCCAGCGAAGAGUACUGGAGCCGCUAUGUCCUCCACAUCCAAGGCAGCCGGGGCAUUGGCAGUCCCGGGGAGAUCCGCUGGAACCUCUGCCUCUGUCUGCUGCUGGCCUGGGUCAUCGUGUUCCUCUGUAUCCUCAAGGGCGUGAAGUCCUCGGGCAAGGUGGUGUAUUUCACGGCCACGUUCCCCUACCUCAUCCUGCUCAUGCUGCUGGUCCGAGGAGUCACCCUCCCAGGGGCCUGGAAGGGCAUCCAGUUCUAUCUCACCCCCCAGUUUCACCAUCUGUUGUCUUCCAAGGUGUGGAUCGAGGCUGCUCUUCAGAUCUUCUACUCCCUGGGUGUGGGCUUCGGGGGUCUCCUCACCUUUGCCUCCUAUAACACGUUUCACCAGAACAUCUACAGAGACACCUUUAUCGUCACUCUGGGCAACGCCAUCACCAGCAUCCUGGCUGGCUUCGCCAUCUUCUCUGUGCUGGGCUACAUGUCUCAGGAGCUGGGUGUGCCCGUGGACCAAGUAGCCAAAGCAGGCCCCGGCCUGGCCUUUGUCGUCUACCCACAGGCCAUGACCAUGCUGCCUCUGUCGCCCUUCUGGUCCUUCCUUUUCUUCUUUAUGCUCCUGACUCUUGGCUUGGAUAGCCAGUUUGCCUUCCUGGAGACCAUCGUGACAGCUGUGACCGACGAGUUCCCUUACUACCUGCGGCCCAAGAAGGCUGUGUUCUCGGGGCUCAUCUGCGUGGCCAUGUACCUGAUGGGGCUGGUCCUCACCACCGACGGAGGCAUGUAUUGGCUGGUGCUUCUGGACGACUACAGCGCCAGCUUCGGGCUCAUGGUGGUGGUGAUCACCACGUGCCUGGCCGUCACCCGGGUGUACGGCAUCCAGAGGUUCUGCCGGGACAUCCACAUGAUGCUGGGCUUCAAGCCGGGCCUCUACUUCAGGGCCUGCUGGCUGUUCUUGUCCCCGGCCACGCUCCUGGCCCUGCUGGUGUAUAGCAUCGUCAAGUACCAGCCCUCAGAGUAUGGCAGCUACCGUUUCCCAGCCUGGGCAGAGCUGCUGGGCAUCCUGAUGGGCCUGCUGUCCUGCCUCAUGAUCCCAGCCGGCAUGUUGGUGGCUGUGCUUCGGGAGGAGGGCUCGCUCUGGGAGCGGCUCCAGCAGGCCAGCCGACCGGCCAUGGACUGGGGCCCGUCGCUGGAGGAGAACCGGACUGGCAUGUACGUGGCCACGCUGGCGGGGAGCCAGUCGCCCAAGCCACUGAUGGUGCACAUGCGCAAGUACGGGGGCAUCACCAGCUUCGAGAACACGGCCAUCGAGGUGGACCGCGAGAUCGCCGAGGAGGAGGAGUCUAUGAUGUGA
Neomonachus schauinslandi (Hawaiian monk seal) is the source of this 2009-nucleotide messenger RNA. RefSeq names its product solute carrier family 6 member 7 (gene SLC6A7). Gene Ontology annotation, cellular component: membrane. Gene Ontology annotation, molecular function: L-proline transmembrane transporter activity. Lineage: Eukaryota; Metazoa; Chordata; Mammalia; Carnivora; Phocidae. Gene Ontology annotation, biological process: sodium ion transmembrane transport. The record is from RefSeq and is a predicted model, not a curated record. Bases 99 to 2009 code for a protein of 636 amino acids. The transcript is spliced from 14 exons.